Molecule: messenger RNA, 678 nt
Organism: Zingiber officinale
Lineage: Eukaryota; Viridiplantae; Streptophyta; Magnoliopsida; Zingiberales; Zingiberaceae
Exons: 5
Coding region: 1-678 (225 amino acids)
Molecular function (GO): protein dimerization activity
Source: RefSeq, a predicted model, not a curated record
AUGGAUAUAGAAGUCACAAAUGGGUUGUUUGAAUGCAUACAAAGAUUGAUUCCAAGCCAUGAAGUGAAUGAUAAGAUUAUUAUGGAGGAGUUACUGGUAUAUAAGAAAUCGGAGUCAUUGUUCGACAAUGAAUUUACCAUUAGAGAAAGGAAUAAUAAAGACCAACCAAUGGCACCCGUCGAUUGGUGGGAAAUGUUUGGCAAUGGUACUCCGAAUUUGAAAGAAUUUGCUAUCAAAGUUCUUAGCCUCACAUGUAGUGCUUCGGGGUGUGAAAGGAAUUGGAGCAUAUUUGAGCAUAUACAUUCAAAGAAAAGGAAUAAACUCGAUCACAAGAAACUAAGAGAUUUGGUGUAUGUGAAGUACGGUCAAACACUCAAGGCUUGUGCAGCUAAGAAGGAUAAAAGAGAUCCUAUAGUUUUGACGGAUAUUGAUGAUGUUGGGGUUUGGAUUGGAAUGAUGGAAGCUGGAGAGGAACCUGUUUUUGAUGAUGAUGAUGAUACUUUGACAUGGAACACUGUAGCAGAGGCUACUGGAGUAGAAGAAGAAACCAGACAUAUUAGACAACAACGGACCUCGAACCCUACUUAUAGAGGAGCUUCAACUUCUAGAUUCAAAGACAUUGAUGAAAACGUGGAGGAUGGUGAUGUAGAUGAAAUAAUUGAAUUGGAAAGUGAUUGA